GCGCAUUGGCGUGCACGCUCACGUUUACGCACGCCCAGAGCAGCAGAAAGAGAACAGAACAGAGAAGAGAGAAAAAUCCAGCGAGUGCUCGUCUCCCACGGACUCUCUGAGCUUCCUGGACCCAGAGCAGAGGAAGUUGUCCCCCGGAGUGACGUGCACCGAGAGCGGCGGAACGGUGUCUCUUGCACCCGGAGUUUGCACGACUGCAGGCGGAGGAAGUUUUUUUUGAAGGGGGGGGCACCGUGUUUUUGAGUUGCGGAGGAAGAGAGGAGCACAGCAGCACGAGAGGAGGACGGGGAGGAGAGGAGGAGAGAGGGCAGAAGUUUCCGCUGGUGUUUGUCGUGAGCUGCGGGGCUCCGUCUUAUCCACAGGAAUGUCGCAGAAGGACCGACCCGCCUUCUACCUCCAGGAGCUCAACAAAACCGUGUGGGACGUCCCGGUGCGGUACCAGAACCUGUCCCCGGUGGGCUCCGGCGCGUACGGAUCCGUGUGUUCAGCGUAUGAUGUGAAGACAGGCCUGAAGAUAGCCGUGAAGAAGUUGUCGAGACCCUUCCAAUCCAUCAUCCACGCAAAGAGAACCUACAGAGAGCUGCGGCUGCUCAAACACAUGAAGCACGAGAAUGUGAUCGGCCUGUUAGACGUUUUCACGCCAGCGACGAGCUUAGAAGAGUUCAGUGAUGUGUAUUUGGUGACCCACCUAAUGGGGGCGGAUCUCAACAACAUCGUCAAGUGUCAGAAGCUGACUGACGACCACGUCCAGUUCCUCAUCUAUCAGAUCCUCCGAGGCUUGAAGUACAUCCAUUCUGCAGAUAUCAUCCACAGAGACCUGAAGCCCAGUAAUCUGGCUGUGAAUGAGGACUGUGAGCUCAAGAUCCUGGACUUCGGUUUGGCACGGCACACAGACGAUGAGAUGACGGGCUACGUAGCCACGCGAUGGUACCGGGCCCCGGAGAUCAUGCUUAACUGGAUGCACUACAACAUGACAGUGGAUAUCUGGUCAGUUGGCUGCAUCAUGGCUGAACUACUCACUGGACGGACGCUCUUCCCUGGUACAGACCACAUUGAUCAGUUGAAGCUUAUAAUGAUGCACGUUGGAUGCCCAGGGCCAGAACUCUUGAUGAAAGUCUCUUCGGAGUCAGCGAGGAACUACAUUAAUUCACUCCCACACAUGCCCAAGAGGAACUUUGCUGAUGUGUUUAUUGGCGCCAACCCUCUCGCGGUGGACUUGCUUGAGAAGAUGCUGGUUCUGGACACAGACAAGAGGAUCACAGCGUCCGAGGCUCUCGCUCACCCGUACUUUGCUCAGUACCACGAUCCAGAUGACGAGCCGGAAGCGGAGCCUUACGACCAGAGCUUUGAAAGCCGCGAGCUGGAGAUCGAGGAAUGGAAGAAAUUAACCUAUGAGGAGGUGGUCAGCUUCUCACCGCCAUCGUUCGACGGAGACGAGAUGGAAUCCUGAGGAGGAAUCGCCUUUUUUUUUAUUCCAUCUAUUAUUUUUCCAACGGACACUCUUUAUGGACUAUCAGUCUAAUGUGACUAUCCACCACUACCCUCACACACACAUCGCACAAACAUGACAUUCAAGUGCCUGCCGUCAUUCAUCUCUGGGGGACAUUGCGAUAUCAGGGAUACGACUCUACUUCCUGGUCAUCCAGCCCCCCACUUUGUCAUUUUUGUUACCUUACAUCCCCAAAAUGUUGAGGCCGACUGUUAAUUCUCCUCAUAUAUUGUUUAAUUUUUGCCUCUGACAUUUGUUGUUUAUAUUGUGCCCUUAUUUGAUUCAAAGAGCUAGAAAUAACAUGUCAGUAUCUUAAAGUAAAUGGUAGAAAUUGAACUGCUGAUAUGUUUUUUUAUACAAUUGGACCACCAAGCAGUAAUCUAGGAAUAGUUUCAGACCACAAAGCGUCUAGAGUUAAUAUUCUCUCCACAUACUAAAUUAAAUGUUAUUCCUAUCUGUGCAUAGAACUGUGUAAUUAUGACAGCAAACAGUAUUUGUACAUGAGUACUUCAGGUAAAACAGUAACUAUAUGUGUGUAAUAGUUAUUAUUGGCCCCUUUUGACAGUAUUUUUUAACUAGAGAUUAGCCGUAAAAGGGCAUAUAAACAGAUACAGUAGGUAAUUUAUUUCAUGUGUGUACAGAAUAGUCUAGAAAAUGUAAAAUGUUCAUCUCUAAAAGGAAAAUUCAACCCUUCAUUUUUCUUAUUGUUGGAUUUGAAGACUUUCAGAGUCCAGAACUUAGUUUGCAGAGUUUUGCUCAUUUAAUAUUUUUAUUAUUUCCCACUCCUCUUCCAUAUCCAUUAUUUUAGCUCCUCUGUUCUGUCGUGCCAGAGGACGGUUCCAGCAAUUAGUCACGUACAGGACCACUUGAGCAUGAUAUAGCCACUUGAGGCUCACUAGUUUAUUGCAAUUUUGAUGUUUUCUAUCACAACAUCAACUGACAAUGUAAUAUAAUCAUAUUACAUUUAUUAAAACACAGUUAUAUUGAUGUAUAUUGAAUGUCGGGGGCACCAGUUUGCCUAUAUUUAUGAUCUUUUCUUAUGCUGUUUGUAUAUCGAUGUAAAAGAGAAUAGUAUUUGUCAGAAUCUUAAGGUUCUUUUUAUUAUUUAUGAAGAGCUUACUGUCUCAGAAACUAAAGGUAUCGUCACUAAUCUCACAGAUAAAUCCGGCCGUGCUGACUGCACUUACAGUUUGUGCAGCAGAGCCCACAACGACCACGUCAGUUUAAAUUCAAAGACGACCUUUGCUCAUCUUGCAGUUGUUUCUAGCUCUGCUUUUUUAAAGAGUUUCUACAUCAAUGUAUUUAUCUGAUAUAUUCCCUGAGGUACUGCCUUCCAGAUUGAUCCUAUUAUCAAACAAAAUGUCGACGGAAACAACCAGAAAUCCAAAUAUUACAAGUUAGUUAUCCUUAGAUGUUCUGGCUAAUCUCCAACGAACGAUAUCAAUGUCUUUACUAUUUAAUUUGCAACUGCUUUCAUGUUACUGUGUUUUCAUGUAGUCUUCUUUUUCUUAAUGUAUUAUUUUAUUUCUUGUGUUUUAAAUCAGGAGUUGAUGUAAUUCUGUAUAAUUGUCUGUUUUUCAUUAGCAGUGCUAGAAGCAUAUUUGUAAUUCAUUUGAAUGAUUUAUUAGGGCACAUGCUUAUGGAAAAGAGUUUAUGUUUACUCACUGGAUGCUGAAGGGCAAUGCUGAAGCCUCAUACUCUAUCGUCGAUUAGACACAGUAUUUAUCUCGUCCAUAUCCCAGUUAAUUUGCUUAUUAUUGGUUAUAGUUGCUUUGCCUGAAGAUGUGUUCAUAUCUUUUUACAAUGUACUUUAUCACAUGUACCAAGACAGCAGGCCAUACCACAUGUAAAUACCACCAUUAGAAAAUAAAGACUACUAUUUUUCAAACCUGGAA
This is a messenger RNA of Pleuronectes platessa (European plaice), 3393 nucleotides long. RefSeq names its product mitogen-activated protein kinase 14b (gene mapk14b). Gene Ontology annotation, biological process: protein phosphorylation; intracellular signal transduction. The transcript is spliced from 12 exons. Lineage: Eukaryota; Metazoa; Chordata; Actinopteri; Pleuronectiformes; Pleuronectidae. Gene Ontology annotation, molecular function: MAP kinase activity; ATP binding. Bases 374 to 1459 code for a protein of 361 amino acids. Gene Ontology annotation, cellular component: nucleus; cytoplasm. The record is from RefSeq and is a predicted model, not a curated record.